AUGCCUACUCCUCGGGAAACUGUCGUUGCCUUUUUGACACAGGCAUGCUGUGGGACCAUCGUGGCGCUUCACCGCAUGGGCGGUAUGGAGGUGAUGUUGUAUAAAGAGCAACUUGUUGUUAUGCUUACGAGGUACUUUAAUAGCUGCUGGAAUUCUCUCCUUAGCGGAGAUGAUCCGUAUGUUGUUGAGUCGUUUAAUAUGAUGAAACAUGAUAAUCCUGGGUGCGUUAUGAGGUAUCUCUUUUCCGUCGGGACGUCCGUACUUCCCGACGAACCCCCCCAGGAAAUAGCUCGCUAUUCUCCCGAAGACACUGACGACCUUGAAGCAGCGCGUGUGACAAUUUCUGAGACGCUGCAACAGCUUCUCGCUGAACGGAUAGCCGUCGAUCCAUUUCAACAUUCCUGUGAGGGUUUAUCAUUGAGUGCGGAGCGGACGGCGUGGAGUGAAAAAGGUUGUCCACCGCAAAAUUUCUUUGAAAUUUCGUGA
Molecule: messenger RNA, 486 nt
Organism: Trypanosoma brucei brucei TREU927
Lineage: Eukaryota; Euglenozoa; Kinetoplastea; Trypanosomatida; Trypanosomatidae
Exons: 1
Coding region: 1-486 (161 amino acids)
Source: RefSeq, a predicted model, not a curated record